Molecule: messenger RNA, 3332 nt
Organism: Carassius carassius (crucian carp)
Lineage: Eukaryota; Metazoa; Chordata; Actinopteri; Cypriniformes; Cyprinidae
Product: fibroblast growth factor receptor substrate 2-like
Exons: 8
Coding region: 929-2815 (628 amino acids)
Biological process (GO): cell surface receptor protein tyrosine kinase signaling pathway
Cellular component (GO): cytoplasm
Source: RefSeq, a predicted model, not a curated record
CUGGUGGUCGGGAAAUGUCAAAGAGAGGCCCGUGCCGCAGCAAGGGGGCGUUACGGGGGGAAAACAACUGCCUUUAUUGUUGUAUUUUCACGCAUUUCGCUUUUUCUUAGUAUUGCCACUAGAAUAAGCAUCAAAAACGACCACCACGCCGACCGACAAGUCCGAUGGUGUAGCAUCCAGCGUAGACUGCUGUUCGCAUCCUUCAUCUCUCUCGUCUCGUAUUGCAAGCAUUGCCAAACAUGUGAGUAGCAACCGCAGCUGAAUUGUUCUGCAGUAGCCUAAACAUGUUUUGAUUCUGCUGGUAGGCUACAGCGCGAGUUCGAUCGCAUCCUGCUCUCAUUCAUCUCAUUAGUUGGCGUGAAUAUGCUGUGUUUGAUGCACAAUAGUUACUAGCAUCCAGCUGCAAACGGUUAGUGGUAGUGUAACACUAACGUUGAUACAAAGGCUGGAACACAGCGAACCUUCUCCUAGAACACCGCAAGUAUUGCUUUUACUGGUUCGACUUGUACUUUGCUUUUCUGUCUGAGCAUUAGAAAAGCUAGCCCCGCAGAUUUGUUCUGCAUUUCUCCGUUUUUUCGACUGAUUCUUGGCGGUGAUGUGCUACAAGACGUUCAAGUUGCAUCUAUUUGUCACUCAGUGUCUAUUCGAGAGACCUGCCGCACGAGAUUCGGAUGUAAGCUUCUGGGUUAUUGCAUGAUCUGCAGAAAGAAAGAAAAAACCCACACAAAUUUCCAGGUGCCCAAAGUCCUGCAUAACAGACUUCAGAGAAUCAGAUUUCAGGAAAAAUGAAACAUUUGUGCCCUGGAACUGGAUGCUCUUACCAGCACACCCCACUUCCACCAUGACACCCAGCAGAGGAUUCUGGGAUUGACACAAGCAUCACUCCCACUGAUGGCCUGGACCAGGUUUCAGCUGGCCUGCUGAAGCUAUGGGGAGCUGCUGGAGCUGUCUAUAUAGAGACGCUCUCCGAGACAACCAUCUCAACAAAUUUAAGGUGACUAAUGUGGAUGAUGAGGGAAAUGAGUUGGGCUCAGGAACCAUGGAGCUCACACAGACAGAGCUCAUCCUGCACACACGUAAACGUGAUGCCAUCCGGUGGCCAUACCUUUGCCUGCGUCGAUACGGUUACGAUUCCAACCUCUUCUCUUUCGAGAGUGGCCGUCGAUGUCAGACAGGACAAGGGAUCUUUGCAUUCAAGUGUUCUCGUGCAGAAGAGAUCUUCAACCUGCUGCAGGAGUUGAUGCAAUGUAACAGCAUCAAUGUGGUGGAGGAGCCCAUGAUCAUGACCCGGCCUGGGCAUGCACCAGAGAUGGACAUGCCUCGAACUCCACAGACACCCAAUACCCCUGCAUUCCCGAUGCAGGGUUUUCCUAAUGGAUACCCAGGAUACCCAAUGAGUGCAGACUCAUCGCAGCCCUCUCUCACGAACGAUCACAGACACAGCCUCAUGGGACUGGAAGACCAAACCCAUACAUAUGUGAAUACAGUGGGCAUGGAAACAGACCUCUCAAGCCACCACUGUGUCCACUCCCUGCCCGAAGUGCGGCCCACCACCUACCCGGAAACCUCAACUACCACCACCAUACGUGGGGGCCCAGUCCCAGGCCAGCCCAGCAUGCACUGUUGCUCCCUGGAUGACCCUCACAAAGACCCUCAGGUCUUCCUCCAGCCUGGAGCCCAGGAGGUGAAGUUCAUGUUAGGUCCGACCCCAGCACAGCGCCACCUUAUGGAAAGAGACAGAGAUCGCCAUAUUACUCACCCCCUUCGAGCACCAGAUGGCAACUCCGGAACAGAAGGAGAGGAGACUCCGACUGUACACAUGUGCAACACACACUCUUACCACCAUUGCCAUCAUCUAAUCCACCGACACCCUAGCAUGGAGCCUUGUCCGGAAAGCCAGCUGACAUAUGAGAAUAUCAACGGACUCCGUGGGGCACGUAGGCAAAGGCUGAGUCCAAGCACUGUGUCUCAAUCUCAGUCUUUGGGCUCCAGUAGCAGUAGCAGCACCACCGGUGAUUCCCGCUCACACAUGCAUCCACACUCUCUCCCGCUAACACACACACACGCUUCCCCGCUGCCUCCGCAGGGAUAUGGUUGUGACCGGGGAAUGGGGGUCGGUGGUCAUCGGCGCACCACGUUGCUCAACUAUGAGAACCUUCCGUCACUCCCCCCGGUUUGGGAAUACCGUGCACUUCAGCGUGAGGAAGAAGAGGAUCAGGAUGAAGAAGAGGAUGAGGACGAAUAUGAAGAGGAAGAGGAAGAAGAAUAUGAUGAGUAUGAGUAUUCCGAAGGCCCCAUAACCCCAAAUGGAUACCAUCAAGAGAGUGGUGGCAGCAGUGGGAUUCAUCGUGAUGCCCUACAGAACUAUGUUAACACUGAACAGCUACAGCCUCCAACACGUCUUCGUCACUCUUGCCCUCCCCACUCUCACCCCCCUGAGAGGGCCAACCGAGUUUUCAACUUCGACUUCAGACGUCAGCGAGCGGGACGUGGCAGUGGCACCUGUGAGCAGCACAGCUGUCACCCGCCUCCUCCUCCCUCUCGCCAGCUCAACUACAUCCAGGUGGACCUGGAGGGCGAGCCCUCCAUUUGCUCGGGACAUGGAGGAGGGGCUCCAGUACCACAGAGACCCCCUCCCCUCAAACGUGGCAUGGCUGCCACCACCGCAACAGCUCCGUCCUCCCGCCGUGGAGAAUGCUACGCCGUGAUUGACCUGAAGAAGACAGCAGCCAUGUCCAACCUACAGAAGGCUCUCCCUCGGGAUGACGGCACCUCACGGAAGACACGCCACAACAGUACCGACUUACCUCUGUGAGAGGGAAAAAGAGAGUUACAGGUAUGACAGGAAUAAAAAUGAGGGAAAUGUUCGGGAAAGAGUGUUUUGGUGGUAUUUCCUCCCACCAUUAUAGUGAAGCCUCUAUUUUCUCAUUUUCUACACUCAUACCAACUGCUGCUUGAUGAAAUAGUAACUCCAUUGAGCCAAACACCGAACAUUUUAUUGUAUUUUUUUUUCUCACAUUUUGCGUGGGAAGGUUUGGAAGAUGAUAGUUGACUACUUAUCACCGUGGUUUUUGGUUGCUGCCUGGGCUUUGGGCCAAAGAAUUGGGUUCAGAAAAAAAUACUUCAUUCAGGAAACAAUCUGCAAUGUCUUAAUCCUUUUUUCAGUUUUGUUUUGUUUGUUUGUUUUUUCUAUUUGUCAUUUAUGGUUUGUUGAUUUAAAGGAAUAGAUCACCCAAAAACUAAAACAGCGGCUUGCUAGAUAACCAAAAUAUCAUAUAUAUUUUGAGUGAAAUUAAGAUGAAUAGAUGAUUUUUAGGUGAGCUAUUCCUUUA